Molecule: messenger RNA, 4514 nt
Organism: Folsomia candida
Lineage: Eukaryota; Metazoa; Arthropoda; Collembola; Entomobryomorpha; Isotomidae
Product: myb-like protein AA
Exons: 8
Coding region: 398-4378 (1326 amino acids)
Source: RefSeq, a predicted model, not a curated record
CUGUCAUCAUUUGAACCAUCCAAAUCAACAGUUUUUUGGCCCAAUUCAAACCUCGAGUUGGAAAAUCUUACAGUAUCAGAGCACUUAUCUUCUUUAGUGUGGAAGAUGACGCGACAGGGACAAGGCUGCAAAUAAUUGCAAGAUUGAUACAAGUUUUUGUGACAGGGAUUAAUAAUCAGUUGUGCAAAUAGAUACUUUGGUGAAAAUUGAUAAAAUUACUCGAAAUGUGACAUUUGACGAAGUUGAAGAGUAUUUUAUAACAGUUUUUUUACGUGGGUAAAACAAGGUUUUUGGAAAACCAUGAAAUUAUACCUCUCAAGAGUUUAUAAUUACAAAAGCCGUUUGUGUAAUUACGUAAGUGAAUUAAGUGGUUUUCAAAAAAUUUUCUAAGUGAAACAUGAAAUUGUACAUUUGGAGAUGGACAGACAGCACAAAUUCGGUGCAUUUGUGGCUUCUUUUGUUACAAAUUACGACUUUUUCUUCUUCUUCUUCUGUCAGUGCCAAUAUUUUUAGUCAUGAGCAUAACGCCUUUAAUAAGACGGAUGACCCUCCUCCCGAAUUUUCCCCCGCGAGACGAGGCCCCCAAGGAGGUCCUGACCCCGACGAAACUUUAGAAUCUUUAGCAUCUUACAGAAACGUUUUACAAUUUCCGUUAAGAAAUUUUACCAAAGUUGCCACAAUCAGGUACACAAAUGAGGAUACCAAACCCAGCGAGGAUUAUAAUGAUAAGCACAAUAACGACCAUAACACAAGAUCUAGCAAUAGUGGCAAUAAUGGCAAUAAAUACAAACCAGCCCUAGUUCUCACCCUUAGUCUCAAAAAACCCCCCGCGUUUACAAAGAUUGGAAUAAAUACAUCCACCGAGGAGCCACACCCACUCGAACUAAUAGAGCAGGCAACGACGGCUCUUAUCACGCAGGAAAUUCAGAACUCUGUAAAUCAAAGUCUGGGAAAUAGUGUCAAUUCGCAAGAAAUCAAACCAUUCAAUAUUCUCGACCGGUUGCGAAACCUUUCGAAACAAAGGGCUCGAAAUGCAUCGACCGGACCGGGGCUGCAUUUUGGGAUUAAGAAUUAUGGACAAAAUUCUCAGGAAAGAUUAGACGGAGGAGGAGGGGAUAAGAGCAGCAGCCAAAUAAAACAUCCAGCAGGGCCAAAUGUCAACGUAAAAGUCACGACCGUUUCUACAAAAGUUGUGGCGUCCACACCCACUCGAAAUGGUGACUAUGUAUCCUCUGAGGAAGAGGAGGAGGAGGAAUUUAAGUCAUCACUCCCAACCUCGACCAUCCACCCGUACAAUUUCAUAGCCAGUUCGAGUCCAUCCUCUUCUCUAAAAAUACCCAGACUGCCACCAAUUUCUUCCAUCAUAUCGCCCAAACCAGCCGCACCAGCACCAUUAUCUCCCAAUUUUUAUUCUACCACACCAAUUGUUCUCAAAGUGGGGAAACUAUCUCAAAAUUUAGAACAAACCACUCUUUCUCCCCCCAAGUCUGCAGACGAUAGGAUAAACACUGGCGAAACGAGAGUAGCCAUCACAGCCGACCAGGUAUCGAGUGGUAACCGACCUACGAGUAGACCUUUUCAUUUCACAACGCCACCACCCACGCCUCCUCCGCCCUCGACCACGGUGAGAGAACCGUCUCGCAUAAAUCACUAUCAUCGCCAACACUCUCCGCACAAUCAUAUCUUUGCCCCCACGAGAGAUCCGGUGUCUGAUGUGGAUAGUGACGACGAUCUUAGCGUGGAAGAUUUCCGAGACAUUCGCGUCGCCAAUGCGCUAUUUGGGUCAAAGGUCGGGACGGAUGUGAGCACACCGGGUCCAAUACAAAAUCAAAUCCAAGUCACUACAAAUAUUAAAAGUGGUAGGAAUAAGGUUUCUGGGGGAAGAACUGCUUUCUCCCCUCCAGCAGCACCUCCACCACCACCCACGACGACAACGACGACGACAACGACCACGCUAAGACCCCCAUCGUUCUCACCAUCAAGGAAUGAUAGGCACAGACAUCAGCAUCUUGAUAAUAAUGAUGACGAUGAAGACGAAGAUGAUGACCCUGAUCCAGAAGAAUACUUAAAUCCGUUAGAAAAGAACUUUAAGAAUCGCCCCUCCGUUAAAAUCGUCACCCCAGCUCCGACGCAACCACCAACAACGCGACCCCCGCAGAUCAUUCCUCAACGAAAAUUUACCCCGACAAAAACCAACAAUUUCUUCUCUAAGAGUAAAGAGAAGGAAUACGUCCCUCCAAGUCCGAUCCCCUCUCCAACAACGUUACCCGCCCCACACUCUGCCUCCUCGGGAGUGAAGAGUUCCCACGCGGCCGUGAAUGACAACCUCCCCUUUUACAAAGAACCAGGUGGGAUAUUCAAGGAACAUGCAAACAGCAAUGACAAGUAUGACGAUGACGACUCUUCCCUCGCUGAUAACGAGCUGGACCAAGAUCCCGAAGACGAUUUAAAUCCAAACUUAAAUUUGAACCAGGUUGCCCACAAUUCUAACAAGUCUCCCAACGUAAAGUAUUCACCGCACGAUGGAAGACAACAUUUUCAACAACAAAAUGUCCCCCAAGCCGUUUAUCCGACCACGAAUCCCAACCCAUUUCAAUUCGUCCAACAACAACAGCAACCCGUCGGAAUUGGAUUUAUACAGCCGCAUCAACCUCAAAAUAUUUAUUUCCAACCGGUCGCCCCCACUCCGUAUUAUCAACCACAGGGACAAAUUUACCCCACGCAAGGGGCACCGGCUUUCGUGCCUAUUCAGCAAAUUCAGGGCUAUCAACAUCAUCAACAACAACAACCGUUAGCAGCCCCACCAAUUUAUCAUCAUCAGCAACAGCAGCAACAACAGCCCCCACCUCGACGAAAAUCUUCCCGUGACCGUGACCACUACGCCGCACAGCCAAUUGCUCCUAAACCAAUUAAUCGUGAUAAUUUUCCAUCUCCAGAUGACCCAGAUUCUGACACCUUUUACGGUGAUCCUAGACCAAACACCGCAAAAUCAAAUAAUAAUAAGAACAAUCCACAACCCCCACCACAACGGAACAGUGUUCCACCUCCAGUCCCACCAAAUAAUAGGAAUAAUAAUAAUAGAAAUCAGCAGCAGAGCAAAAACAGUAAGAACAAUAAUACCAACAAUAAGAGGAGACAAGAUCCACCCCCGAAUUCGGACAGGAGAAGAGGCCCAGACGAAGAAACGGAGGAGAAUGACGAAGAGGAGGAGGAGGAAGAGGAGGAGGAACCCGUCCGAGCUAAACCACCACCACCUCAGCCACCAAGACGACAACCACCUCCACAAAACCAAGUGCAACACCGAAAUUCAAAACCCAAUAAAAACGAUAGAAGCGACGAUUAUGAUACAGACUACAUCGAUGAAGGAGAAGGCGACCGCAGACCGAAUAACAACAACAAUCAGCGAAAUCGUGGAAAUAAUGACAACAGAAGAGAUUAUGAUGGCGACUUUAACAAUCAACGUCCCAUUUAUGACCAACCAUCUCAUCAAGGCGGUCGAAACCGAGGCGGUGGCGGUGGCGGCGGUGGUCCAGGCCAUUUUCGUGCCUCUCCUGUCGAUCGCGGUCCAAUUCGCCCAUCUAAUCACGACUUCAACUCCCCCAAUUUUGACCAUCCCAAUAUUCAAUAUCCAAAUAAAGAACGUGGAAGUAGUGUCCCACACAAUAACCAACCAUUGUUCAAUCGCGGCCCAGAGUAUGAUCCGCGAGGAUUUGGCGUCGGUUUUGGACCAGCCCCACGAGCCAAUAUUCUACUCGACCCAAUCUACACGAGAACCAUAAAACAGUACGAUGAGGAAAAUAAGAAGCCCCCACAACAGCAGCAGAGGCCAGCCCAACCGAUAAGAAAUAAUAAUAACAGAGAUCGCCAGCAGAAUGACGAAAGACAUGACCCAGACGAAGACGAUGACGACCAAGAUCGUGGUCACGAUGACCGUGAAAAGGAACCACCAGCGCGACGUCGUCCUCAAAAAGAGCAAGAGGAGGAGGAGGCGGAGGAGGAGGAAGAACCGGAAGAAGAGGAAAAACCGGCGCCAGCCGCAGAAAACGAGGACGACGAAGACUCGCCAUCCCCACCCCCUCGAAAGGCAGAAAAGGAACAAGAAGAGGAGGAGGAAGAGGAAGAACCGGAAGAAGAAGAAAAACCGAAACCAAAACCGGCCGAAGAAGAGGAAGAAGCAGAAGAGGAGGAGGAAGAGGAGGAAGAAGAAGAACCAGAGAAAAGAAAACCACUUGGAAACCGUCAAAGGAAGGGUGGAGAUGGACAACAAGGUAAAAAAGUGGAAACUUCAAAGAAACCCCCACCAAAUGAAAAAUCGGGUGAUUUAGAAGACGACAUUAGAGGAAUUGAAAAGGAGUUUGGAGGAAUAUUUGCAGGAUAAUCAGUGAUGGCUGCUAAAAAUCAGAAAACUGGAGAAAGCAGCCUUGUUGUUUAAUCAAAUAUGACACAAAAUUAUCCUCCUAUGUAAUCGUUGUCGGUUAUCAAUUAAAUUAUAACAAAUGAAGAAAGUUUACUUA